AUGGCAGAGUUCCUUAGGCAGCAAGAUCCGACCAGAAAUUGGGCGGCGGAGUUGGCAAACUUCAGCCAAAUCGGAGGACAGGGGAGCCCAACCGGAGCAAGCACAGCAGGACCCACAACUAGUGAAGUUCCGCCUGAGCCAGUGAGUCAUGCCGAAGUACAAUCAGAAGAGGAAUCUCCCUCGGCGACCGUGCCAUCGGAAGCCUCGGUACCCAAUUCGGCGGACCUCGACGCCAUUGCCGCCCAUUACGACUCCAACCCUGAAGAGCUUGAAGCAAGAACAAGUCAACCACGGAAAAUUCAAGAAGUGAGCUGCGAAACAGAGGAGACGUCGAUAGCAGAGCCGGUUCUUCAAGAAGUUGUUAGGGGGGAGAUAGAUCUGAAUGAGUCAACCCAGAAGCGGGACCUCAUGACUGACGAAGAGUUUGAUUCUAUAAUGAACAAGGUGAUCCACGCGGAGGCAGUGGGAGAGAUUGAGGGGACUAGGGAAGUGAGUAUACCAGAGGGCCCAGCAUAUCAGUCUGGAGACCAAGCAGACGACAACCAAACUAGGGAAGGAGAGACAUUGCCGGGGUCAUCCCAGCCAGAAGCAGAGGGGGGUGACACACUUGUGGAAGAACAAGAAACGGGAACAAAGGAAGCAGAACCGGAGAUAGAAGCGUCUGCUCCAGUGGUGCCUCCAGUAUUAAAGCCCAAGCCCGUCAAGCGGAGACUAGUAUUGAAGGCUGAUCCUAAGGCAGACCGGCCUAAACCGCACAGGGUUUCACAGAGGUGUUUGGGAAAGUGGGCAGCCAAGAAGGCUAAACCGAACACAGCGGCAGACCCGCUUGAGAUCGUGAGUGAAGACGAACGGGCAACUCCCACAAAGCCUGGGGAGGAGUCCUUACCUGCUGCCGACCCAAGGGAUUCUACAAUGGGAGUCGAUGAAGCCCCUCAGACACAAGGUGGCCGGGGUGAAGAUACUGAAAGGAUGGCUGAGGGUCUGGACCUCCAAUCCGAGUCAGUAGAACCUGAGGGAUCGGAGGAGGAUGAUACCCAUAUAGAGAACCGUUCCACUGCCCAGGAGGAGUCAUUAGCAGAAGAGGAAGCCAGAUACCAAGUAGAGAGGAAACGGAAAGGAAAAGCCGUUAUGAAGAAAAAGCCUAGUACCAAGAAACCGCGUAUCGUGAACACUGGCAUAGUGAUCACUGAGGCUGCUUAG
Molecule: messenger RNA, 1200 nt
Organism: Salvia splendens (bonfire salvia)
Lineage: Eukaryota; Viridiplantae; Streptophyta; Magnoliopsida; Lamiales; Lamiaceae
Exons: 1
Coding region: 1-1200 (399 amino acids)
Source: RefSeq, a predicted model, not a curated record